UCCCGGUCGGGCCCGGAGCCGCUCCGCCGCCGCCCGCUGAGCCGCUCCGCCGGGACGAUGCCGCGUUGGGAGGCGGCCGCGCUGCUCGCGGCGAUCGUCGGCGUCUGCGUGUGGAGCGACGACCCCGGGAAAGUGAUCUCGGAUCGCUACGCCGUCUAUUGGAACCGCAGCAACCCCAGGUUCCACCGUGGGGAUUACACCGUGGAGGUGAGCAUCAAUGACUACCUGGACAUCUACUGCCCGCACUACGAGGAGCCGCUGCCCGCCGAGCGCAUGGAGCGCUACGUCCUCUACAUGGUGAACUACGAGGGCCACGCGUCCUGCGACCACCGGCAGAAGGGCUUCAAACGUUGGGAGUGCAACCGCCCCGACUCACCCAGCGGACCCCUCAAAUUUUCGGAGAAGUUUCAACUCUUCACCCCCUUCUCUUUGGGUUUCGAGUUUCGCCCCGGUCACGAGUACUACUACAUCUCUGCAUCUCCCCCGAACGUGGUGGACAGACCCUGCCUCAAGCUGAAGGUUUACGUUCGGCCGACGAACGAUUCCCUCUAUGAGUCCCCAGAGCCCAUCUUCACCAGCAACAACUCGUGCUGCAGCCUUGCAGUGCCGCGUGCCGUGCUGGUGGCUGCGCCGGUCUUCUGGACUCUGCUGGGCUCCUAGCGCCGCGGGACGGACAGACGGACGGGACGGGACACAGCCUCAGCACCAUCACAGGACACAACUGGGGCUGCACCACUGCCAGGAGCCUCACUGCACCCUGCCCGACCGCAUCCUGCCCUGCACUGCAGCAGGGAACGGGGAUCCCGCCGUGCGCACGGAUUGCGCCCAUCCCUGCGGCAGCGACCCUCCCGUAGGAUGCCUGCUUUUUACAUUUCUAGACCAAAUAUAGAGUCCUGUUGGGUGGUUGUUUUUUUUUUUUUGGUUUUGGGGUUUUGUUUUGUUUUG
Phasianus colchicus (ring-necked pheasant) is the source of this 945-nucleotide messenger RNA. RefSeq names its product ephrin A2 (gene EFNA2). Lineage: Eukaryota; Metazoa; Chordata; Aves; Galliformes; Phasianidae. Gene Ontology annotation, molecular function: ephrin receptor binding. Gene Ontology annotation, cellular component: plasma membrane. Gene Ontology annotation, biological process: osteoclast differentiation; axon guidance; bone remodeling. The record is from RefSeq and is a predicted model, not a curated record.